Molecule: messenger RNA, 1460 nt
Organism: Cucumis melo (muskmelon)
Lineage: Eukaryota; Viridiplantae; Streptophyta; Magnoliopsida; Cucurbitales; Cucurbitaceae
Exons: 10
Coding region: 278-1207 (309 amino acids)
Source: RefSeq, a predicted model, not a curated record
GCAUCUGAGCCGGCCCAGUUGCGGAUGGGCCUGACGUCAAAGAACGGCCCACUUAUUCUCCCGUGGUUUCUUCCGCCGGGAACGGAGGGGAAGAAAAACCCCAACGAAUACAGGAGACCUGAAAUGCACGGAACUGGACUCGAAGAAUUGAGAAGCUCCAUCAAUUUGCUUCUUAGGUCUCUUUCAAUCUCCCCAAAUCAAGAGGAAAAUUGAAUUCGUUCUGAUCGAAGGUCCAAUUACCCUUUUGACUGCGAAGUUGGAAUUUGAGGUUCUUGCUAUGGAGGCUGACAGGUUAAAUUCUCCCAGUACAUUUACCAUGACCAUGGAAGUAUUGGGUCAUGAAUUGCGAUUCUAUCAGGAUCCCAAUUCAAAACAUUUAGGAACAACAGUGUGGGAUGCAUCAUUGGUAUUUGUCAAGUUUCUGGAGAGGAAUUGCCGUAAAGGAAAAUUUAGCCCUUCUAAACUUAAAGGAAAGCGUGUCAUCGAACUUGGAGCUGGUUGUGGGCUGGCCGGCUUUGGCAUGGCAUUGCUUGGAUGUGAUGUGGUUGCUACAGACCAAAGGGAGGUUUUGCCUAUACUAUCGAGAAAUAUAGAACGUAAUACACCAAGCUUAGCACAGAUGAACCCUUCAGAUUCAUUUGGUUCAAUCAAGGCAGCAGAAUUAGACUGGGGGAAUGAAGAUCAUAUUAAGGCUGUUGGUCCACCGUUUGACUUUAUUAUCGGCACGGACGUGGUUUACGCAGAACAUCUCUUGGAACCACUUUUAAAGACAAUACAUGCAUUAUCAGGUCCCAAAACUACAAUUAUGUUGGGGUAUGAGAUUCGAUCGACAAAUGUUCACGAGCAAAUGCUUGAGAUGUGGAAAACGAACUUUGAGGUGAAAACUGUAUCCCAAUCAAAGAUGGACUCCCAGUAUCAGCAUCCCAGCAUUCAGCUCUACAUUAUGGGUAUAAAGUCCGGAGCUGGGAACGCAAAGAACACUCAAGGCAAUGUAGAACAAGAAAUUGACACAGUUUGUUCGAGACAGGAGAAUGACGAAACAGAUGUGAGUUUCAACAACGAAAAGGAUGUAAGUUAUGAUGAAACAGGAAUCCAGAAGACAGAGGAGCCAGUUACAGAACACAAGGAUAAGAAACUGGGCGACUGGGAAGCUAGAAGAAUGGGCUCGAUGGCUGCUCGGCUUCUGCAAGAUGUAAAAAUUGUUUGACCCCUCUUGCUUUUAGAGAUCUUUUGCUGUAUUUAUACAAACAAUUAGGUUAAAUUCAUAUUAGUAUUAUAUAUUGCGCUUUGAUGAUGUUUGAUUAUGAAACAGUUGAUGGUUUUCCUUAAAUUUUAGGUGGAAUGCCACAAAUAUGUAUACAUUCUCUGUUCAGUUUGUAAUGCUUAAUAGCAUCAACAACCCUGCCAUAGUUGCAGUUUUUGUGUUGAUUUCAAUGAAAUGAAACAAUGUUCGUUACAAA